UCCUUCGCGAUAAAAAAAACCCGCGACUCAGGUCAGAGAGAGAGAGAGAGAGAGAGAGAGAGAGAGGAAGAGGAAGCUUGAACCACCGGUGGGAGGAGAGAAAGAGAAGGAGCUGCGCCGAAGCGCACGCGAGGGUGCGACGUGGCGGUGGGCAUGGCGGGCCGGGCGGCGGGGCGGGGCGGGAGGCCGCUGCUGGGUGGCGCCGGCGGAGGCGGGGGUGGGAAGCGGAGCGGGAGGCCGUCGACGGCGGUCGUGGCGGCGCUGCUGCUGGCGUGCGCGGCGCUGUUCCUGCUCCUGGCGCUCGGAGCGCUCUCGCUGCCCGGGGCCUCCGAUGGCGCCGGCCGCGGCGCGGGGCUCGCGCGCCCGCGCCCGCGCCUCCGCAGAUCCGCGUUCGAAUCGGGUCUGGAAAUGCGCGGGGAGAAGGGGGAGCCGUGGACGGAGGUGCUGUCGUGGGAGCCCCGCGCGUUCGUGUACCACAACUUCCUCUCCAAGGAAGAAUGUGAGUAUUUGAUUUCACUGGCAAAGCCUCACAUGAAGAAGUCAACAGUAGUUGAUUCAGCAACUGGAGGGAGCAAGGAUAGCAGGGUGCGGACAAGUUCGGGAAUGUUUCUUAGAAGAGGGCAGGACAAAGUUAUUCGUACAAUCGAGAAAAGGAUAGCAGAUUACACCUUCAUACCUGUAGAGCAUGGAGAGGGUCUUCAAGUUCUCCACUAUGAAGCUGGACAGAAGUACGAACCUCAUUUUGAUUACUUCCAUGAUGAUUACAACACCAAAAAUGGAGGCCAGCGUAUAGCAACUCUUCUUAUGUAUCUUUCGGAUGUUGAAGAGGGUGGUGAGACUGUGUUCCCUUCCGUGACAGUGAACAACAGCUCAUCACCAUUUUAUAAUGAACUGUCUGAAUGUGCAAAGAGGGGUCUAUCUGUUAAACCGAAGAUGGGAGAUGCAUUGCUUUUCUGGAGCAUGAAACCUGAUGGAUCCCUGGAUCCCACAAGCCUGCACGGUGGAUGUCCAGUGAUAAAAGGCAACAAAUGGUCUUCAACAAAGUGGAUGCGUGUUCAUGAGUACCAAGUUUAGAUACGAGAAAACACAGACCCGAGCUCUUUGCAGGUCAUGCACCGGCUCAAACUUGCGGACAGUUUUAGCACAUCUUGAGGGCCUCAAUUUUCCAGAGGAUGAUUUACAGUUCUUUUUUCUAGCUAUUACUAAGGCUUCGUCGUAGGCACUAUGUUGUACAUUAACAUAUUAGGCUGAUGUCGUUCAGUGGAUAUGGACGGAUUUAGUGUAUAAAACCAUUGCCUUUCUCAUUCAAAUCAAGAUAGGAUGUCUAAUAGAGUGAUUGGUGAA
Molecule: messenger RNA, 1344 nt
Organism: Phragmites australis (common reed)
Lineage: Eukaryota; Viridiplantae; Streptophyta; Magnoliopsida; Poales; Poaceae
Product: probable prolyl 4-hydroxylase 3
Exons: 8
Coding region: 154-1074 (306 amino acids)
Biological process (GO): peptidyl-proline hydroxylation to 4-hydroxy-L-proline
Cellular component (GO): endoplasmic reticulum
Molecular function (GO): iron ion binding; L-ascorbic acid binding; procollagen-proline 4-dioxygenase activity
Source: RefSeq, a predicted model, not a curated record